GUCAAAAAAGUUGCCACCAACAUGUCAAAAAUUACUCUCGUUCUUGCUAUUCUUUGCCUUUGCGUGGUUGUUCAGGCCCAAACUCGUGAUCAAGAAAUUUGCCGUAUAGAAAACGAAACUUGCCGUCGAAAUGAACGGAGAUUGGGAGUUCAAAAUGAUGUUUCGACCAUAUUUAAUGAUAAUUGCCGCCGCCAGCCAGGAAUUAGAAACUGGCGCAAUGUUUCUCGCUGCGAAUUGUCGCUGGCCACUUGUCGAUUGACACUCGAGCGCUGUGCUGCUAUAAACUGCAGAAAUGUGAGAAACAGCAUUGAUGGUGGGGUCACCAGACGCCCUCCCACUUCAAGGAUGACAACGCCGGGAAUUCCUGGCACCGGAAGACCUCGAACUACUCGUAGGACCCCAACUACUCGUCGAACACCGACUACUAGAUCUUCUCGCGGCACCGGAAGACCUCGAACUACUCGUAGGACCCCAACUACUCGUCGAACACCAACUACUAGACCUUCUCGUAGAACUACUCGUGGCACCGGACGACCUCGAACUACUCGUAGGACCCCAACUACUCGUCGAGCACCAACACCUAGAUCUUCUCGUAGAACUACUCGUGGCACCGGAAGACCUCGAACUACUCGUAGGACCCCAACUACUCGUCGAACACCAACUACUAGACCUUCUCGUAGAACUACUCGUGGCACCGGACGACCUCGAACUACUCGUAGGACCCCAACUACUCGUCGAGCACCAACACCUAGAUCAUCUCGUAGAACUACUCGUGGCACCGGAAGACCUCGAACUACUCGUAGGACCCCAACUACUCGUCGAGCACCAACACCUAGAUCUUCUCGUAGAACUACUCGUGGCACCGGAAGACCUCGAACUACUCGUAGGACCCCAACUACUCGUCGAACACCAACUACUAGAUCUUCUCGUAGAACUACUCGUGGUCGGACCACAAGAUCUUCUCGUAGAACUACUACUCGUCGACCAACUGAAGAAUAAACCCUAGAACCAAAUCGCUCAGAAUAAUACC
Messenger RNA from Drosophila erecta, 1030 nucleotides. It is a transcript of the gene Eig71Ec, whose product is annotated as salivary glue protein Sgs-3. The record is from RefSeq and is a predicted model, not a curated record. NCBI's taxonomy places the organism in Eukaryota, Metazoa, Arthropoda, Insecta, Diptera, Drosophilidae. The transcript has 3 exons. The coding region runs from base 22 to 999 and encodes 325 amino acids.